AUGUCUAUACUACCCCUAACGAACCGCCUCGCAGAGUGGCCGAUAUACCAGUCUCUACAGCGCAAUGCCUGUCUGUUCUCGUUCCUCUUCGUAUUCCUCCUUCGCUACCUCCGCGUUCUCAUCAGUCUAUACGGCACUUAUAGAUACCGGCCUACACCCAUACCGCUAAACCCCACAUACCACAUCAACGAUGUCACAGUCAUCAUUCCCACCACAGACUUGAUGUGCGAAACACUGCAUAACGUCGUACGCUCCAUCCUCAACCAAAGCGUCCCCAAGCUCAUCAUCGCAACCGCCGGAACACAAGCCGCAGAACAGUUCCGCGCUUUCCGGACUUUGUUCCCAGAGGGCAGAGUCGUGGUAUUACAUCGCGUCAAGGCCUCACGGCGCGAACAAACAGCACAAGCCCUAAAACAAGCUGACACACGCCUCGUCAUCCUCCAGGACGACCACACAUUCUGGCCCCAAUCCCGCCGCUUCAUCGCGUCCGUAAUCGCCCCCUUCGAAGACGCCAAAGUGGGUGCUGUGAGCGCCGAUUUGCAAGCUCGGCACCGUGGGCACCCCUUCUCCUGGCCCGGAUUCUGGAACUUCAUGGGCAUGACUUACCUAAUGCGCCGUUCAUACGAGUACCGGGGUACCUACGGUAUCGACCGCGGUCUAUCAACGUUACCAGGCCGUUUCGGCGUGUUCCGCACGGCCAUCUACGCGUCGCCCGAGUUUCUCAAUGGAUAUCUAAACUCUUACAUGCCGUUCAAGAGCGAGCCACUGAAUUCUGAUGACGACAAGUUCCACACGCGCUGGCUGAUUGAGCACGAUUGGGACUUUGGACUACAGGCUGGUCCUGAUAGCGUUAUGACGACGGAAUUGGGGGAGUGGCCGAAGUUUAUCGGGCAGGUACUGCGCUGGACACGGACGACUUGGCGGAAUAAUCCGCCGCAGUUGAUGGGUAGGUUGACGUGGAUGAGACAUCCCUUCAUGUCGUGGAGUCUGCUCAUGUGGUUUUUUCGACAAUCGCUCACGCAAGAAGCGUGUAUGUACAUGACCCUUCGUGGCACGCUGAGGCAGUACGGGAAGUCUGAGUACUUUGCUGUUAGCGCAGUUGCGCUCACGAUCUGGAUUCUCUCAUUUAAGUUCGUUAAGAUUCUGGAUCACUUUCGCAAAUAUCCGGGCGAUAUUGUGUAUUUUCCGGCGUAUCUCGUGUUCGGUCACUUACAUGCGUUUCUCAAGAUAUACGCUAUGCUUACUUGCAUGAACGCUUCUUGGACUACGGCGGAGAAGGUAAAUGGAAAUCUAGGAGCAGCAAAGCUGAGCAAGAUGGAAACGGAAGACGACAGGCAGAAGGAUGCUACGAAGCGAAUAGUCUUAGGUGUACCUCCGGCUGCCCAGAGUAUGCCAAAGCGGCCAGCCUUGUUUGUGCGCAGGUCGCGUUACUACUCUCAAGCGCCAGGCGUAGGUGGAUGGUUAGGCUGA
This is a messenger RNA of Alternaria rosae, 1470 nucleotides long. RefSeq lists its product as uncharacterized. The transcript has a single exon. Lineage: Eukaryota; Fungi; Ascomycota; Dothideomycetes; Pleosporales; Pleosporaceae. The coding region runs from base 1 to 1470 and encodes 489 amino acids. The record is from RefSeq and is a predicted model, not a curated record.